This is a messenger RNA of Tyto alba (common barn owl), 5887 nucleotides long. RefSeq names its product quiescin sulfhydryl oxidase 2 (gene QSOX2). Gene Ontology annotation, cellular component: Golgi membrane. Gene Ontology annotation, molecular function: flavin-dependent sulfhydryl oxidase activity; protein disulfide isomerase activity. Lineage: Eukaryota; Metazoa; Chordata; Aves; Strigiformes; Tytonidae. The coding region runs from base 15 to 2054 and encodes 679 amino acids. The record is from RefSeq and is a predicted model, not a curated record. The transcript has 12 exons. Gene Ontology annotation, biological process: protein folding.
GCUGGCGUCCCAACAUGGCGGCGGCGGGCGGCGGCAGGCCGCUGCCGGUCCUGCCGCUGCUGCUGCCGCCGCUGCUGCUGCUGCUGGGAGCGGCGGCGGCGCGGCUGUACCGGGCGGGGGAGGACCCGCUGACCGUGCUGGCAGCCGGCUCGGUGCGGCGGGCGCUGCUCAACUCCUCGGCCGCCUGGGUGGUGCAGUUCUACAGCUCGUCCUGCGGCCACUGCAUCGCCUUCGCCCCUACCUGGCGGGCCCUGGCGGGGGAUGUUAAAGACUGGGAAUCUGCAAUUAGAGUUGGUGUGCUGGAUUGUGGGGAAGAAGAGAACUAUGAGACGUGCAAAGAAUAUGGUAUUCACUAUUACCCAACUUUUAGGUACUUCAAAGCAUUUACAAAGCAGUUUACUACUGGAGAAAAUUACAAAGCGGGAGCAGAUAGAGAGCUGCAAACAGUUCGUCAGAUGAUGAUUGACUUCUUACAGAACCAUUCCCAAGAGUUGAGACCGCCAGCUUGCCCGCCAUUGGAUCCAGUUUCGUUCAGUGAUGUUGCUUCUCUUUUUGACAAGAACAGCCAUCGUUAUACUGCCGUCGUCUUUGAAAGUAAUAACUCCUAUGUUGGACGAGAGGUUAUCUUAGACUUGAUCCAGUAUGAAAACAUUGUUGUAAAGAGAGCGUUGAAUUUUGAUAAGCAUUUUCUUGAGAAACUUGGUAUUACCUCAGUCCCUUCAUGCUAUCUGAUACAUCCAAAUGGGUCCCAUGGAUUAAUUAACAUUUUGAAGCCCCUGCGGUCUUCCUUUUCUUCGUAUUUAAAGUCACUGCCGGGUGUAAGAAAAAAACUUCUUUUGCCACUUCAGCUACCUGUUCAAGAAAACAAAGAGGAGAGUACAGAAAUCAAGGUGUGGAGAGAGUUCGAUAAAUCUAAGCUGUACAUGGCUGACCUUGAAUCAGGAUUGCAUUACCUGCUCAGGGUAGAGCUUGCGACGCACAAGACACUUGAGGGAGCUGAGCUAAAGACCUUCAAGGAUUUUGUUACCAUCUCUGCCAAGCUUUUUCCUGGCCGUCAGCCUGUGGUAAAGUUGUUAGAGACCUUGCAAGAGUGGCUGGUGAGCCUUCCAUUAGACAAAAUCCCUUAUGAUGCUAUCCUAGAUCUGGUCAACAACAAAAUGCGGAUUUCUGGGAUAUUUCUCACUAAGAAAGUUCAGUGGGUCGGAUGUCAGGGCAGCAGACCGGAGCUGAGAGGUUAUACCUGUUCCCUUUGGAAGCUGUUUCAUACCCUAACUGUUCAAGCUGCGCUGCGACCAAAAGCGUUGAUAAAUACAGGUCUUGAAGACAAUCCCCAAAUAGUACUUCAGGUCAUGCGGAGAUACAUUCACCACUUCUUUGGAUGCAAGGCUUGUGCUCAGCAUUUUGAAGAAAUGGCUAAAGAGUCCAUGGAUUCCGUUAAAACCUUAGACAAGGCUGUUCUCUGGCUCUGGGAGAAACACAAUGUGGUGAAUAACAGGCUCGCAGGUGAUUUGACUGAAGAUCCAAAAUUUCCAAAAGUUCAGUGGCCAACUCCAGACAUUUGUCCUGCAUGUCAUGAAGAAAUUAAAGGAUUACACAGCUGGAAUGAAGCCCAAGUUCUACAGUUCAUGAAGUAUCACUAUAACAGUGAAAAUAUUCUAUAUAAAUACACUGCAAGCCAGACUGACUCCAGUGAAACUGAGCAGGGAGAUGCAAGGGAGGCCCAAGACAAAAGCCUGCUGAAGAAACCAAGUGGAAACAGCGAAAAUAAGAUCCAGGAUAAAGAAAACAUACUAGAUUCAGAAUCUAAGGUGUUAGAUAAGCUAAUAGCAAAACAUGGACCUGUCAAAGAUAGCGGUAAAAGCGCAGUUGGAUCAGCUAACCUUAAAGAGACAAAGCAGGCCAUGUCUUUCCUGGGGAUUGGAUUUUCAAAUAUAGACAUGAGUCUGUGUGUCAUACUGUAUGUAGCGUCAUCCUUAUUUUUAAUGAUAAUGUACUUUUUUUUCCGAAUGAGAUCUAAACGGUGGAAAGUGAAGUAUUAUCGUUCAUCUGUAUAGAAGUGUAAAUCAAAAUUUUCAUUGUACAUGGCUGUUCAGUACCAGAUACAGCUUUAAUAUUUAUGAUCAGGGAUUUUAUAUACAGUAUUCCUUGUUUCAGAACCCUUUCUUCCCAAGUCAUUUCACAAGUGUUCUAGCUGAAUAUAUGGAACUCGCCAAAACAACCCGAAUCUUUAGCUGAGGCACACAGUGCUCUCAUAAAUGUCCACUGAAGGAAGCAUUGCAUUUUUCAGUAAGAUUUUUUCCAUGACUUACCACCUACAUCGUUUACUCAUUUUCAGAGUAAACAUUGCAUUAUGCAAUCAACUGUGCCUGGUUUAGAAGGAAAUUGGAUAUUGUUUUGUGUACUUCAGGUCAGGUUUGGCUUUCGUUUUUGUUUUUUAAUUUAUCCAGAGCUGAUUUUACCUACCAGAGUACUGAACGGUUAUGCUGUUACCUUGGCUGCUUCAUUUAGAGAAGCAAGAAUUCUGAUUUUUUUUUUUUUUGUUCAGGAAACAAGAGUUCUAUUCUGAUUAAAUCAAUUCUAAAUCUAUGUGACUUUCUGAAAUAUUACUUACACUGCAUAUUUAAGUAGAAAGCAUUACAUGUUCAAAUAAGUCUUCCAUGCUCUUGUACGUUCCAGCCAAGUGUGUGUGCGUCUCCUAGGAUGAGAGUUUUGGGGCAGUUUGGAUCUCAAUAAGCAGCCUGAUUCUGAUCACUCAUGCUGUCAUCCAUUUUAAUGGAGUUUAGACGUAAGCAAGGACAGACUCAGACCCAGUGAUGUACUUGCUGCUCUAUUGGAUGUGUUAAUGGAGCAUUAGAUAACUCGCCUCACUCUUUUAUGAGCCAGAAAAGUAGCUCCAGUAAUUGUUGUGUUAUCCAGAUGGAAGCCAAUUCUGAUGAACUCUAGUAAAGGGAAGCUGUGUUUUCAGUGAAGGACAGUGAGAUUUGCAUCAGCAUGCCACCUGGAAAUGCGAAGUUUCUUCCGAUGCUGGAUAACUCCUUUACAAUAUAGCCAUUUUCUUCUUGUAAGGUGGAGCAAACACUUGAUAUUUCCAGUUCUGAGCUCUCAGAGUGUGUCACCUGCUAGCCAUGCAGUUGUCUGUACAGCCUUGGAGGAACAGCCCAUUUCUCUUGCCCUUCUGCUGGAGUGCUCCUCGCUUUGGGUCCGGAGGGAUUUCACUAAUGGUUAGUCUGAGGGCUGCUCUGUUCUGGGACGCGGCAGCAGUUGGGAAUAUGGUGGUUGCCUUUCCAGGGCAGGCUGGCUGGGGUCCUGGCUGGCAGCAAUUAGAAGAAACCAUGAAAACAGUUAUAAAAUUAGCAUUUGGAAUAGGAGUUCCUUUCUGAUCCUAGCUGUGGGGGAUAAUUCACGUCCUGGAUAGUGAAGUUUAUAAUCCUAUCCAAUGUAAUUGAGCAUGUUCUAGUUAUCCAUUACCUAAUCUUUAGUUAAUCCUAAUAGGUUUUGGCCUCAGUGUUUUCUUGUGGCAGUGAGUUCUACAGAUUAAUUAUGUUAUAUAAAAAGGCUUUUCCUUUCAAUUCUACAUUUGCAACUUUUAAUUUAAUUGAAUGUUUGCUAGCUCUUCUGUUAUGCGAGAAGGAAUAAAUAGUCCCUGGCCAAUUCACUGUAUUUAUACUGUUAGUGUGUCCUCCUCUUAUUUCCAUCAUAAGCCCUAGCAUAAAAAGUUUAAAGCCUAGCAACAGGAAUGGUCUAAAAGCACAAAAACUCAACAGAGGUAUUUUUUUAAUAAUCAAAUCUUGUUUGUUGACAGAACUGAACAUUUCUGACAUGAGUUUCUGCAGCUUCCAACUGGAGUAACAAAACUGAGCUUCAAAGAUUUGCUGUCCCUUGUUCCUUAAGUUUAUCAAAAUAAUAUACGCAUAAAGUAAUAACCUCUGUGGUUAUUGUAAACUUGCCAGAGGGGGGAAAAAAAAAAUCUCCAUUCACAUGACAGCCUGACACACAUAGAGGCGCAUUAUCUGCGGCUUUUUUAAGCCACCUUUGCUGUUUGUUGUAAGCACCCGAUGGCUCUUGCUCCGAUGUGAGAAACUUGGCUCUGCUGAAGCUGGGGCCCCGCUCCUGCCGUGUGCUGCCUCCGCUGCUGCUGGGAGCACCUGCGGGCAACUCUCCGGCCUCUGGGCUAACGGGAAAACUCUCUUUAAUUCUGAUGUUAAGGCUGCGACAUUGAGUCGGGCUGUGCUUUUCAAGGGCCCUCACUGUUCAAGAGUUCUGGCACAAGGAGCAAUCAGGGGUCUGGGUUUUUUAGGAAUUUAUAAGAGUCUCUAUAAUUAUAGCACCUGGGCUCGAAUAUUAAAACAACUUGGAAGCAACUAGAAAGCUGGAGAACCAGAGGGAGAAGGUGGUCCAGGCUGGCUCAUUGCUGCCACUUGCUUUGUGCUGGAAUCUAGUGAGGGGUCCCAGGAGGAGGCUUGUUAAGAGGAAAGCCCAGAGUUUCCAAAUUUAGUUUUGAAAUCAGGCAACUUUUAAGUGACCUAAUCUGGGGAGAUGUUGGUAUCAGCCAACAAGCCAAGGACAUUUAGCUUCUCAGAAAACCUCACAAACAAACCCAAACACUAAACCAGCAGCAGAGCAAGUGUUGGAUCUGAAAAAUUUAACCAGUUUCUGUGGGACUCUUGAAUCCCCUGCUGUCAGUAUUGUUGCACAUUUUAAAGUUAAAAAUCAGUCAUUAAUGCUGCUGUUCAGAACUUUACCACAUAUAUAGACCAGAGUUUGUUAACUUUGACUCAUUCUGCUUGUUUUCAUCUGCAUAUGAGAACAAAAGGUUUUGAAGGUUUGUAGGGAUGAUUUUGCCAUUAAAACAGCAGCAAAUGUGGUUUUGUAAUAGGGUAUUUUUUUGGCUACACGCCAUUAACUUUCAUGUUGCUGUGACUCUACUGGAAACAUGACGAACCAAUACUCAAACCUCCCAUCUUCUUUUUUUGUUUAAGAGUGUGAAAGGAUUAGAUUCCGAUGUUGGCUACCCAUGUUGGUGUUCUAACUCUGUUGCCAGUUAACUGGUUAAGACUUUCAUUUUAAUGCUAGUAGUGACCUCACCUGGAAAAGUUUUCUUGUUUUUUCAUUCAGUUAUGUAACUCUUGGUUUACUUGUUUUCAGUCUUUAUAAUGACAAAUUAUAUACUUUUAUGUACUCUGACUGUAAAGAUACAUUAUGUCUGCUGGGGAGUGUGUGAUGCUGCUUUGCCGUGGUGUGUUAUCAGUGGGUGAGUUACAAGAAAGUGUUUCCUGUUUAAAAAUUGCCUCAAACCACCAUUUCCUCAGUCCUGAAGGUUUCAUUUGUGUAUUGUGUUGUACCACAGAAGUUUCUGGAUGCCACUUUCAUUUGUGGACUGGUGGUAGUCAUUUCUGAGAAGGAUUUCUUGACCCUUUAUAAUUCAUGGAGCCUUUUUUGCUCUUUGGAUGUUUUUAAAGAGGAAUUAUUAAACCUGCAUAGAAAAUAAAAGGAGUACUGUGGAAUGUGCCAGGAGAGAAAGUAAAGCUGCAAGUGCUAAAGAAACCUAAUUAAGUUAUUCCUGAGAACUCUUAAUUUUAAAUUUCCAGCAGUGUCGCCACCCUGCUAGUCCUGCUCAGAACCAGAUGGGAACUGCUGUCUUAGCAAGAGGUCCAAAGUGUGUUGUCUAGGUCAGUGCGUUGCAUAUGAGGUGUUAAAAAUAGUGAAUAUACCGUUUCAGUAAUUUAAAUGUUCUAUUUAUUUUAAUUCCAUAACUUGACGUUUUUGAGUCUGUUCUGUUGUGGUUUUUUUACUGUCUCAUACCUCUCUAGGAAGGAAAAGUGACUGUUUUGUACUAAAUUGUAAACUAAUGUGCUUGUUUAAAAUAAAUUGCAAACAUUUGGGCAAA